AACAAUACUAAAACAAAUCCGAAGUCAUCUCUCAAUCCUGAAGGAAAAUGAAGGACGAGGAUUUAGUCAUGAAAACCAACGACUUAUCAAUGGCAGCGAAGAAGAUGUCAACCUCAAACAGGAAACGCUUCUUGUUCGACCGCCGCUACGGUUGGGUAAUUGAUGAAUGGAAACCUCCAUCUGAAGAAGCUCUUGCUGGUGGCCGUGGAAUGUUUUGCGUCGUCCCUCUUGCUAAAGGAUUGGUUGAUUUGGCUUCAUAUUCGAUAAACAUUGUAGCAGAAUCCGUGACAAAAAUUGUAGAAAGACGCGACCAUUUCCGUCCUCAGCAAAUGCAAGCAGCUGUUGGCAAUCAGCUUCAGCAGUUGGCAGCUGCUUUACAGAAUCCUGGUUUCAAACUGUUGACGUUUAAGGGGAAACACGCAGAAAGCAGCAAGCAAGGACUGGAAUCUGUCUGAAAUUCUAAGUAUAUAGUAGUUGGCUUUCCCUGUAGUUAGUCUCUUGUGUAUUCUUGUUGCAAGUCUCUGGUUAUUCCACGCCCAUCAAUUUUUUGCUGCUUAAUAGGUUGAAUGGCUUAUGAAAAUCAGUUUGAUUUGUUUCCGAUCAUUCAACUGUGAAGAUUUGUCGAAAGCUCCAACUCCUCUGGUAUGUCGGGCAUUUUCGCGAUCAUUUACUAAAAAUUCAUGCCCUCAUUUCUCCUAUGAUGUAGAGAUUUUGAACAUGCAGAGGCAUUAGGCUCGCUUAGGGUCUGUGUUUUUGUUUAAUAUUUUCUGCCAGUCCAGCCUAUAGAACUUGGUGUUACUAAGCACUUGGUUCGUCUCGCUUACUUUACUAUUUUUUGAAAAAACUUUCAUGUUCGAAAAUUGAUGUAGCAGAAUGAUUACUAAUUUGAAUCCUUUACGUAGAACAAAAUAAUUUAACUGUGGUAAAA
This is a messenger RNA of Amaranthus tricolor (Joseph's coat), 928 nucleotides long. RefSeq lists its product as uncharacterized. NCBI's taxonomy places the organism in Eukaryota, Viridiplantae, Streptophyta, Magnoliopsida, Caryophyllales, Amaranthaceae. Bases 48 to 455 code for a protein of 135 amino acids. The record is from RefSeq and is a predicted model, not a curated record. The transcript is spliced from 4 exons.